AAACCGGCUGCCGUUACGUGUCAUGUGUCAUCCGCUGACGCCGCGGGCUCAGCUUCGAAGUCUGCUCUUUCGUUCGCUCGGUCGCCAGUCCUGAAGCACGACGGGCUUCUCGCGACAUCAGCUGUAUCGUUGCGAAUACACGUCGCGACCCAAGCUAGCAUGGGCACUUCGUCGUCGGCAGGGAAGAGCCAUAGCCCCAACGAUGUUUUGUAUUUCGCCUACGGCAGCAAUAUGUGGUCGCAUCGCGUGCACAUCCGCAACCCGACGGCAAAGUUUUUCGACAUCGCUGAGCUAGAGGGCUACUAUGUGGAUUUCGUGGACGACUUCGAAAACUGGCAAGGCGCUGCUGCCAUACUGAAAAAGAGUGCCGAACGCACCACACACGGGGUUGUAUGGACAAUUCCAAAGCGAGACAUCCAUAACCUCGACCAGCAGGAGAGAGAGUACGAAGCUGCUAACGUAACAGUGAAGUUGCCGUCGGGGGACAAGGUGGACUGCCGGACAUACUUCUACUUAGCCUCAAGGCCCGGAAAGAAAAAUAUGCCCUCGCUUCUGUACAAAGCUGUCAUUGUGGCUGGAGCGAUUGAACACAAGUUACCCGACAGCUACGUGCAAGAACUGCUGAAGAUCCCCGACAACGGCAAGACGCAGAAUAGCACCAUCGGGGUGGACAUUGAGAAGCUCCAAUCGUAUGUGAACGGAUACUUGAGUUUAUGAGAGUGUGCGACUUGUGGAAGUGAUAGUUAACGGAA
This is a messenger RNA of Rhipicephalus sanguineus (brown dog tick), 752 nucleotides long. Its product is annotated as gamma-glutamylcyclotransferase. The transcript has 3 exons. The record is from RefSeq and is a predicted model, not a curated record. Gene Ontology annotation, molecular function: gamma-glutamylcyclotransferase activity. Lineage: Eukaryota; Metazoa; Arthropoda; Arachnida; Ixodida; Ixodidae. The coding region runs from base 160 to 717 and encodes 185 amino acids.